AGGAGGGCACACUGGCAAGAGGUGGAGACUCUGUAAAACAAAGGGCUCAAGACUGAUCAACCACCAGUGGAGUCGUGUUUGUGCAUUAAGGAGGAACAGACAAAAUUUUCUACUCUUCGACAUGGAUGAGUUUGUUUGUAACAAAUUAACUGAAUGGGGUCUCAGCAAGUGGAUACCGUGGUUUAAAGAGGAAGGAAUUGACAUGGAAAGUUUUUCCUGUCUUAAUGACCAAGACAUUGCUACCUUAAUCCCAAAAGUUGGACCAAGGGCAAUAUUCAGGAGGAGAUUCAAGUUGUCAAAGGAUCAUGAAGAAGCAGCUGAUUGUGCUCCAGUUUUGCCAUCCACCAGUAACACAAGCAAUAAAGGAAAGAGAAAGUUGGAUCUUCAGGGAGAGUCCAGCAUAUCACCGGCUAGUAAACGACCAUGUGAAAAAAAAAUGCAACCCGAGGAAAUACUGUCUGAAGUGAAAAACAUAAUGACAAAUGUCAAGAAUAAACUACCAGAUGAAGACAGCGGAGGGCUCAGUGAUUUCCUGAAGACUAAAAUCAGUGAUUUGAAGAUAGACAAGAGGGAGCUGGUCGGUGUCUUUGGUAGAACUGGGGCUGGAAAGAGCUCUUUGAUAAAUGCCGUCAUUGGAGAGAAGAAUCUUUUGCCCUCUGGAGAUGUCAGUGCAUGUACCUCAGUCAUGAUUAAAGUGGAGGCGAACAUGCACAACCCAAAGUAUGAGGCAGAAAUUGAGUUCAUUACAAAAGAGGAUUGGGAAGAAGAGUUGUGGUACUUGAAUCGCCUUUCUAGGGAUAAUUCAGGUCAGGAGAAGGAAAACGAUGAUGAUGGUGGUGGUGGUGGUGGUGAUGAUGAUGAUGAUGAUGAUGAUGAUGAUGAUGAUGAUGACGACGACAACGACGAUGACGACGACGACGAUGAUGAUGACGAUGGUGAUGGCACUGCUGAAAAGCUGUCAGCAGUGUAUAGAAAAGAAUGGAAAAACAAAUCCCCUGGAGACCUCAUGGAAAGCAAAUAUUUCAGAGAGAUUAAAGAAUUUCUCCAAAACAAGAACAAAACUUUGACACGUGAAUCAGCUGAAGAGCUGUCUGUAGAAAUUGCCAAAUACACAAGAAGUGACUCAGAGGAGGGAGAAGGUAAAGAAGCAAAGAGGCAAUACUGGCCACUGGUGAAGUGUGUGACUGUCAGGGUGCCUAAUAAUGACUUUCUCCAGCAUGUCACACUUGUGGACCUUCCUGGAAGUGGAGACCGUAACAAGAGCAGAGAUGAAAUGUGGAAAGAGAUUGUUGGAAGUUGUUCUACUGUGUGGAUCGUGACUGACAUUAAUCGAGCAGCAGCAGAGAAAGAACCCUGGGAGAUCCUGGAAAAUGCCAGUAGCCUCAUGGGAAAUGGUGGCGAGUGUCAGCACAUUCACUUCAUCUGCACCAAGUCUGAUCUUAUUGAAAAUGUGGACAAUUAUUCAGCAGCUGAUCGCAUAUCUGAAAGAAACAAGAAAGCCAAGACAAAAGUGAUCAGAAAAUUCAGGAAAAAAAGUAAGAUUAAGAAACACUUCAGUGAGGACUGUUUCAAAGUGUUCACAGUGAGCUCCACAGAGUUUCCAGAAGGGAAACGUCUGAAGCCAGAAGAAACUGAAAUACCCCAACUUCAGGAAUUUCUUCAAGGUCUCAAUGACUGUCACUCAGAGACAUUAAACUAUGUGUCUGGAGCUUACGGGAUUCUGUCUCUGAUUCAAGGGGCAAGAUGCAAAGAAGAGGCUGGCAUAAAAACAGAUGUGUGUGCAAAGCUUGAAGCAACCAUGAAACAUGAACUUGAUAGAGUCCGAAAACCCAUGGAAGAGGCUUAUGAGGCUUUUGAAAAAUGUCUUGUUGAGGGGGUUAAAAAAUCAAAAGGUUCAUGUGAAGGAAACUUGAAGUCCAUCUUACAUCCUAGAAAGGUAUCAGGUGGAGCUUUUCACAGGACACUGAGGUGUAUACUUGAGAAAAAAGGCACCCACAAACCAAAAAAAGGGAAGCAAAUAAAUAUCAACAUGAAGUUAAGUUCACGCCUGACUAACAGCAUUGAUGAAAACUUCAGGAGGACCUUCCCAAAUGACGCAAAAUGUGGACCAUUCAACGGAGUCGUCAAAACAUUUUCACUUGACACACAGAAGUUGAUUCCAAAGUACAAAGAUGUCGAACUGCAACUGAUUUUUCUUCAGACAGAGGAGGAAAAAAUUAAGACAAGAGUCAACAAAAUUAUCCAGGACAGUAAGAAAACAAUCUACAACAGUCUGACGGAGACAAUCGAGAAAGAAAUGCAAGACUGCUACAAAAAAGCAGCAAAAUUUAGAGGACAGGACACGCUGAAAAACAUGAGGGACACUAUUGAGAAGCAUGUACAUGACUCAAAGGACACUAUGUUUGACAUGGCCAAAAAUGAGAUGUUGAGACAACUGGAUGAACUGAAGACGUUCAUCCUGGAGGAACUGGAGAGAACUCUGAAGGAAUCAAUUGAGCUGUCACUCAAAACAGAUGAUCACUCAAUCCCAGAUUUUUCAUUAGAGCUUGGCAUGGUGAAGAGAUAUUAUGAUGAACUGAAGUCCUGCAUGGAUGAAGAAAUGUCAUCAGUAAGCAGCUGCACUGAGUCCAUGACAUGGGAACAGGUGUUUUAGAUUUGCUCAGUGGAAAGAAACAGCAGAGGCCUGAUCACCUACUGAAUGUCCCCGCAGACAUGAGGUCUCUGGAUUUGUGCGCAGCUAUUUUUAUCAAGUUAUUAUCUUUGUUCUCUUUGAGUGGUGGUUUGUUAUGUACUUUGACUUUGUUUUUUUGUGAAUUAAUGUAGAGAGAUUUUAGAUUUUUUUGGUCUGAUAUUAUUGACAUUAACUGAUGAUAGUACAGAGGCAGGUGGCUGACAUGUGAAGGUCUACAUGGUACUGGUCUCUGCCAAUGCCCCAGAGGCUUUGUGUUUUUAAUGAUUUAAUAGUUUUUUUUUCUGUCCAUGACUUUAUUUUGUGACUCAAGUGUUUGAUGAUUGGGAUAGGAGUACCACUGAUUAUAUGGCUGUUUAAAUGAAACCUUGAACCUUGAAUAAAUGAUUUGAUUGUGGGUUGGAUUUCUCAA
Messenger RNA from Lates calcarifer (barramundi perch), 3101 nucleotides. RefSeq names its product nuclear GTPase SLIP-GC. The transcript has 23 exons. The record is from RefSeq and is a predicted model, not a curated record. NCBI's taxonomy places the organism in Eukaryota, Metazoa, Chordata, Actinopteri, Centropomidae. Bases 122 to 2653 code for a protein of 843 amino acids. Gene Ontology annotation, molecular function: GTPase activity; ATP hydrolysis activity.